CAACGAGUACGCCUGGUCACUGAAGACUAUUCACUUAAUAUUGUUUUUGCUGAGGGCGCUGUCAAAGCAAAAUGUCUGACAUGGAUGAUGAUUUCAUGUGCGAUGAAGAAGUCGAUUAUGAUUUGGAAUAUUCUGAAGAAAGCAAUUCUGAACCGGAUGUUGAUUUAGAAAAUCAAUAUUACAAUUCAAAAGCUCUUAAAGAAGAUGACCCAAGAGUGGCAUUGGACAGUUUUCAAAAGGUUUUGGACCUUGAAGAAGACAAAGGAGACUGGGGUUUUAAGGCAUUAAAACAAAUGAUUAAAAUCAACUUUAAACUGGGAAAUUAUGAAGAAAUGAUGGGAAGAUAUAAACAGCUGUUGACAUAUAUCAAGAGUGCAGUUACAAGAAAUUAUUCAGAGAAGUCUAUAAAUAGUAUCCUCGAUUACAUCUCCACCUCAAAAAACAUGGAGUUGCUACAAGAAUUUUAUGAAACUACGCUAGGAGCACUCCGUGAUGCAAAGAAUGAUAGAUUAUGGUUCAAAACAAAUACAAAGCUUGGUAAAUUGUAUUAUGAUAGGGAAGAAUUCACAAAAUUAUCCAAGAUUCUCAAACAAUUACAUCAAUCAUGUAAAACAGAUGAUGGUUCAGACGAUUUAAAGAAAGGCACACAAUUGUUAGAAAUCUACGCUUUAGAGAUUCAAAUGUACACGGCCCAGAAGAAUAACAAGAAACUAAAAGCAUUGUAUGAACAGUCACUUCAAAUCAAGUCAGCCAUUCCACAUCCACUGAUCAUGGGCGUUAUAAGAGAGUGUGGCGGUAAAAUGCACUUACGAGAAUGCGAGUACGAGAAGGCUCACACAGAUUUCUUUGAAUCCUUUAAAAAUUAUGACGAAUCCGGUAGCCCAAGGCGAACGACGUGUUUAAAGUAUCUUGUACUAGCGAACAUGCUAAUGAAGUCAGAUAUAAAUCCAUUUGAAUCUCAGGAAGCUAAACCUUACAAAAACGACCCAGAAAUUCUUGCAAUGACGAACCUUGUAAGUUCGUACCAAAAUAAUGACAUCAGUGAAUUUGAGAAGAUACUGAAAACUAACAGACAAACCAUAAUGGAUGACCCUUUCAUCAGAGAACAUAUUGAAGAUUUACUGCGAAAUAUCCGAACACAGGUGUUGAUGCAGUUGAUCAGGCCCUAUACUCGCAUUCAUAUUCCUUUUAUUUCAAGGGAGCUGAAUGUAGAUGCAACAGAGGUUGAGAGUUUACUAGUACAAUGUAUUUUAGACAACACAAUUCAUGGAAGGAUAGAUCAAGUAAAUCAGUUAUUAGAGCUAGAUCAGAAAUCACAAGAUAUGGCCCGAUUCCAAGCCAUUGAUCGAUUGGCCACGCAGCUCACAUCUUUACAGAUGGCAGUAGGAAACAAGAUGGCUUGAAGAAAAACAUCUCCAGGCAUCACGCCACACUGUUGCUACUCUUCCUAAACAACUCGUCUAUAUGGACAUAUUUUGAAUAUUGUUUUUUCUUCUUGGCUUGUUGAUUUCCGAGGAACAUGAAAGUGAUUAAAUUGGUGUAGCAUCUUGCUAUACCAUUCAUAGCUUCUCUUUUGGAGGACGAGGGGUACUAGCGAUUAACAAGACUUUAUCUCUAGAUUUGUUGAUGUGAUGUUUCUCCUGGGAAUCAACCUGAUAGACAUUGCUAACCUAGGAUUCAUUGCUAAUAUAGAGGAGUGUUGUGUUUGUUAUAGUCUAUAUUUUGGUGAUGAAAGGGGAAAAAAUAGGACUGGCAAUAACCACAUCUGAUUGGUGAAGUUUAGGGUUCUUGAUGUAGAUGAAUUAUUCCAAAAUACUAACUUCAGAUUUAUGGUAAGAAUGCUUUUCAGCACAUUUUCAUUUUAGAAUACAUUUCAAAAAUGUUUCUACUUGUUAAUCAUAAAAACACUUACGAAUGUUACUACCAACUAGCUAUUUAAAAACAAUAUUCCGCUGCUCUUAAAAAUUAUUGUGGCAUAAAUAUCUGUCUGCUGCCCUCUAUAGUUUAUUUGAAUAUAAUCACAAGAUUAUUAAAUUCAUUGUCAAAUUUUUUAAUUCUUUCAAAAGAUAUUUGUUAUAAUGAACGAGGGUUAACUAGCAAUAUAUGUAAGGGGUUUGGUCUUAAGGAAUUGUAAAGCUUUAAGAAGCAUCACAUUUUGUUAAGCUAUUAAUAAAACUGAAAUACAGACAAGUUCA
Molecule: messenger RNA, 2195 nt
Organism: Anneissia japonica
Lineage: Eukaryota; Metazoa; Echinodermata; Crinoidea; Comatulida; Comatulidae
Product: COP9 signalosome complex subunit 2
Exons: 12
Coding region: 72-1403 (443 amino acids)
Biological process (GO): protein deneddylation
Cellular component (GO): COP9 signalosome
Molecular function (GO): protein binding
Source: RefSeq, a predicted model, not a curated record